Molecule: messenger RNA, 1028 nt
Organism: Xiphias gladius (swordfish)
Lineage: Eukaryota; Metazoa; Chordata; Actinopteri; Istiophoriformes; Xiphiidae
Gene: iyd
Product: iodotyrosine deiodinase
Exons: 5
Coding region: 115-996 (293 amino acids)
Molecular function (GO): oxidoreductase activity
Source: RefSeq, a predicted model, not a curated record
GACUCAGCGUCUGUGGUCCCUCCCUAAAUAACAGGACUAGUCUGCUGGCAUCUCGUUGGACCCCUUCUUCACCCCGCUGAGCGAUCGAGUGAGCGUAUCCUCUUCUCAGCUCUCAUGGCUCUGCUGUCCGUCCUCACGCCCGUUCUGAUUGUGGUCCUGUGCCUGGUGAUAGGCUCUAUUCUGCUGAGGGCCCGGGAGACCGAGACCACCUCGACCCCUCCGGCGUCGAAAGCGGGUUUCAGACCCGGGGUGGACCAGGACCUAGGGGACGAUACGGACAUUCCAGCAAGAGAGGACGAGGAUGGCGAUUGGGUGGACGGCAAUGAGGAGGAGGAGGUUCCACAUGUGCCAUACUCCCCACCACGUUACCCCAAGGAGACAAUGUUGGAGAGAUCCAAGGAUUUCUACACUCUGAUGGACCAGCGGAGGUCUGUCCGAUUCAUCAGCCCGGAGCCGGUCCCACGGGAAGUCAUUGAUAAUGUCAUCCGCACUGCAGGUACGGCCCCUAGUGGAGCACACACAGAGCCCUGGACGUUUGUCGUGGUGUCAGACACAGAGAUGAAGCACCGGAUCAGACUGAUAGUAGAGGAGGAGGAGGAGAUGAACUACCGUCAGAGGAUGGGGGACAAGUGGGUCCAUGAUUUGGCCAAAUUAAAGACGAACUGGAUUAAGGAGUACUUGGAUGUUGCGCCAUACCUGGUCCUUAUCUUCAAACAGACCUAUGGGAAUCUGCCAAACAGCAAGAAAAAGACACACUACUACAAUGAAAUCAGUGUCUCCAUAUCCUGUGGAAUCCUGUUGGCUGCAUUACAGAAUGUGGGUCUUGUUACCGUCACAACGACUCCCCUCAACUGCGGCCCCCAGCUCAGGUUGCUCCUCAAACGGCCAGCCAAUGAGAAGCUGCUGAUGCUACUUCCUGUCGGUUACCCUGGUUCUGACGCCACCGUGCCUGAUUUGAAACGCAAGCCUCUUGACAAAAUUAUGGUGCACAUAUGACAGAGUCAAAUCUGCAGAGAAAAUAAAAUUCA